Messenger RNA from Cylicocyclus nassatus, 1606 nucleotides. The record is from the annotation of a GenBank genome assembly. NCBI's taxonomy places the organism in Eukaryota, Metazoa, Nematoda, Chromadorea, Rhabditida, Strongylidae.
UUCUAUCGUGUGUUUGUGCACUAGCACGUAGUCGACUUCACGGAUGCUGUUUCUAUCACUUUUGCCUAUAGUGACAGCUGAAAUCAUUCCUAGACAUGUAAUUUUUUCACCGCCAGGAUAUUCCAGUCUCAAACUAAGCCCGGACGGCAAGUAUCUAGCGUUCAUUCAACGAGACAAGAACAAUGUUGGAAAUGUGUUCUUCCGAAAUUUACCUUCUGGCCCCACUCGUCAAGUGACUUUCGAACCUAAAAACUCUGUACUGGAUUAUGGGUUUACUGCUUUACCGGACGUUAUCUACUACUCACAGGACAACAACGGUGAUGAAAAUACCAUGCUAUAUGCAAAAAACGUCUCGCAGAAAGCCAUUAGGACGAAUCAGUCUGCCAGAUCAAUCAUCUCCGAUCGUGUUGGAGUUAAAGCUAAAAUUCUUGGUAACAAUUACGUGGAUCCACGCCUGCUCGUCGGCAUCAACGACGUGAACUCGACGAUGUACAAUGUUUACUCUUACGAUUUACUGGCAAAAAAGCUGACACUUGUGAUGAGGAACAAACGAUUUCCCGAGGUAUACCUGGACAAUGAUCUCAACGUUCGUAUAGCAUAUGAGGAGCAGAGGGAUGGUACAGCAAUUUACUAUAGAGUAAAGCGUUUGGCAAAACCAGGACAAGUCCUCUCGUCAGAUAAUAGUCGUUGGGAGAAACUACUCCAUCUUUCUGCUGAAGAUUCGCUAAGCAAUGCAUUUAUGGGCUUUGAUAAAGCAAACAAUAAUGUCUACUGGCUCUGGUCAGACAGCACUAAUGAUCUGGAAAAAGUAGUGAAGUUUCCCAUAAAAAAUGCAAAGAAGCGGACUACUCUUUUCCAACCGUCUAAAGGCGGUAUUGGUUCAGUGUUAUGGAACUACACAGAUAAAAGUGUCAUGGCUAUAACCGAGCUGUACCAUAAAAACGAAUGGUAUUCGCUCAAUGGUUCUAUACAGGACGACAUUCAAAAAAUGGUAGACCAUAGGUCGACUGCCACACUGUAUAUCUUAUCACAUUCCACAGAUCAGAACUUGUUUUUGCUUAUGUAUGAUUUCGCAGAGAAACCAGCUGAAUUUUUUCUGUAUCGGCGAUCGCGUAAAGCGAUUGUACCACUGUUCGAUACCCAACCUCAGCUGAAGCCCUAUCGUUUCAAUAGUAUGGUCGGAUUCACAUUUCGUGCCCGUGAUGGUCUCCUUAUCCAGGCCUAUUUGAGCUUCCCACCGGAUACCCCAUUGCGUUCGCCUAGAGAUGUACCAGCAAGAAGCCGGGAAUAUGCAGAAAUUGGUAUAGUUCCACUAACGCCUCAGAAAAUGAUAAUAAACGUGCAUGGGGGUCCCAAUUUGAGAGAUUCGUACGGAUUUGAUACCGUGAAUGCUUGGCUGACGAACAGAGGCUAUAUUGUGCUUCAGGUGAACUUCCGCGGCAGUAACGGAUUUGGAAGAAAAUUUAUUAAUGCUGGCAAUGGUGAAUGGGGUCGAAAAAUGCAUUCCGAUAUCCUUGAUGCUUUGGAAUUUGCUGUCGACCAUGGCAUAGCAAAUAAAUCCCAGAUUGCAAUACUAGCUCCAGUUACGGUGGUUACGAAGUUUUGA